Dermacentor albipictus is the source of this 4373-nucleotide messenger RNA. RefSeq names its product techylectin-5B-like. The record is from RefSeq and is a predicted model, not a curated record. Lineage: Eukaryota; Metazoa; Arthropoda; Arachnida; Ixodida; Ixodidae.
ACUCCCCCUCUUGCCUUGUCGGGAAAAGAAAUAGCAUUUUUGGAUUAACGAUUAUGAUGUUGGUGAUUUGCAGAUGUUUUUGUGACUGUGUGUGCGCAGGCCUAUGCUGAAUAAGGUAUAAAUAGCUGGUGAAUUUCAAAUAAACUUCCAGUUGGCAGUCAGCACUUGUCUGUGGUAUUUGUUUCCUUGUGUCCCUGUUUUAUUUGCGCUGUUUAACCUCAGUUCUAAAUAUGAACCAACUAGCCCUCAUCAAGAUCUUACACUAAUCAAAAAGAAAGUGCAGGGCCGAGAUGCACUUGCCACAAUGGUGAAACGGACACCCGAGGCAAGUUCAGGGAAGCAAAUGCAGAAAAGAAACGACUCUAGGCAGCAGGGCGAGAUGAAAGCCAGAUGGCUACUUGGCAGAAGCCCGCCUGGGAGCAGCCCACAGAAUGAAAACAGGCGUGUUUCGAGACAUCAUGGCUCUAUUGGCUUGCUCAAAAGCUGGCCUCUUCAAUGGAUUAUGGAUAUUACUCACAAACACCCUGGUAGUUCAUUCCAGUGGUACAACUCCGAUGCCCAGUUCAUACAAUACCAGCUCCCAUGUGUUGGGCAGAGAGUUUCCGCUGUUGGAGAUGCUCUUGGAACAGGGGCUCCUGCAGCUGCCUCGUCUCCUGAGAGACCAGGAAUCUCGUUCCCUAGAGCGGUGGCGGGCUCUUGAUCAGCGCCUACAACAGCAGUUUGAUGCCAUGGAAGCGCGCCUAGCCCUACGCCUAGAGAGUCUCAAAGGGGAUGUCACAAAGGGCCUUGCACUGAAUGAACUUCUCCGCGAAGAUGUUGAACAGCUCCAGCGUGAACAAACUGCCUGUCAUCAGCAUCAGCAGAGGUGUUCCGGUGAGCAAAGUGUACGUCGUAGCCUCGCCAGCAUGCAUGCCAGCCUUCAACAGCUGCAGCAAAACAUUACGGAGCUACUUAAGGAUGUCAGGUACAUCCACAAUCACACCUUCCUGGUAGCAACACACAAGCAGCUGCUAGAUGCAGUGAGCCACUUGGAACAGUCGUCUAGCCACCUCCAAGUGUCCUGCACGAGUACAGUGCAAGCUACGAGUGUGCAGCUACCCCUAGAUUGCUGGGAUGUGCUGCAAGAUGGCCACAACUCAUCGGGAGUCUAUCGUAUCCAGCCAUCUGGUUCUCCAGAAGCCAUCACGGUUUACUGCAACAUGGACAGUGAUGGUGGAGGGUGGACGGUCGUGCAACGAAGGUUCGAUGGAAGCACAGAUUUCCAGAGAAGUUGGACCGACUACAAGUAUGGGUUUGGCAACACAGCAUGUGAAUUCUGGCUAGGAAAUAACCAGAUACAUCAUUUGACAUCUCAGAGGCUGUACCAAGUCAGGGUCGACCUAGAAGACUUUGAUGGACAACAGACACAUGCCCUGUAUGCUUACUUUGCCAUAGGAAGUGAACGUGAGAAGUUUGCACUCAAGCUACUUGGUAAAUACGAAGGUGGAGAUGCAGGGGACGGCCUGAGCACGCAUGCUGCAAUGGCCUUCUCGACGUGGGAUGUCGACAAUGACCAGUGGGGUGACGGAAGCUGUGCCAGAGACCACCAGGGGGCAUGGUGGUACAACCAGUGCGGCAGCAGCAGCCUUAAUGGGGACUACCUUCAGGGGCCUGGCCAGCUGCAACUCCAAGCACCUUACUGGCUCCCUUGGCCUUCUGUACUACGAAGCUCUUCAAUCAUGCUGCGGCCUGCACACAGAAAACUCAAUGGACCAGAGUAGAGUUUCAAGGCUGCUACAACGCAAGCAGACUGAGUUAGUUUCAAUGAAAGUCUUAGACAAGAAGACAGGAACUGACAAUUUGGAAGUUUGCUACCAUCAUCAUUGCCCCAUCAAAGGCCCCAUUCGCACAUAUAAAGUGUAGCCCAAGCUUUAUUCAAAUGUGCUUUACCCUUAAUAGGACAGUAACGAGAAAAAUUAUGCAAGCUGUAUUAGUAAAAUGCCCUUCUACAGCAACAAAAAAGCCACUCUUACCAUUUAAAGAAGCUUGGUAAGCCAGAAAAUACAUGAGAACAAAAGACAGCUGGCGAUGCCACCUUUAAGUUCCCACACCAACUCGCCAUCACAUUAUGGAUUUUGAUGGUGUCUGCUCAGGCUUACUUAAAAUUUUAAUGGUAAAGACGGAUGAAAUUUAGUAAUAAAGGAGUGAACGAUGGCACUUAACAAGUUUCAGCAACAUCAACUAUGCCACAAUGGCCCAAAUACAAAGAAAAUAUAUAUACUUUUAAAUGAAUGACGUUACACUGAUGUACUACUGCUGGAGUUCUGGCACAAAAUAAAGAACAAAAAACUCUAGAUCAGGACUGUGACCUUAAUUUUCUCUUCUCAUAAUCAAUCUAUUAUUGUGAAAUUAAAAGAAAUGUUGAGUCUCGAAAGGAUACUUUAUCAGUUUACAAACUGACAUUCUGUUUCUAUUUAGAAAAAGAAAAAAAUCGACACAUUCAAAUCGGCACAUUCAAAUCGUCGUUUCAGAUCACUACAAAGGUGGUGCAAUACAGCAACUAAGUUUCACUGCAACCAUAAAGAACCUCCAAAGGCAAUAAUAGAGCCAUGUCAUUGGUGCUAGACCCACUUAGCAUUGUAAUACAGCUUUAAAGCCACGUUACACGACUUUCGUAGCACCUCCAAAGCGUACAUAAACAACCUAUUGAAUGUGCCAUAUUACAGGAUCAGGAUCUCAGAGCGCACUGCCAUCCAAAUUAUUUAAUUCUAAAAUAAUGACACUAUCUUUUCAAAACUUCCUGAUGUAUGCGCACAAUGACGUCUUCAUCUGUUACAGUAUCAUUUGCUGUGUUUUCUGAAAUGCAUGCACAGACACUAACUACUUCCCGAGUCAGCAUGGUGCACAAAAUCCUGUACAUUGCCAAGGACGAAUGUUGCAUGAUAGACCAGUGGCUAGCACAUGUCACACCCAACUGCACAUUGCUGCAAGGGUACGAGCCCCAGUGGCAGUGGUGGGUGUGGGCGAAGCCGAGGACAAGGAGAUGGCUUGAUGAUGACACAGUGAUGUUGGUGUAAUGGAAAGGACCGAUAAGCACAGCAAACCCACUUCUGAGCUUUGAACUGCUGCCAUGGUAUAAAAUAACACCUGCCAAAGCUGGACCCAAGCAGUUUCACUCUGUUCAGCUGACAGCAUGUUACGUCUGCCUAAAUUUUCUUAGCAGCUUUUCGCCUGUUUUUCUUACUUUCACGUUCUUUCACCUGGCGCUGCAUUCUCAAUCAAACUCUGGCAGUAUAACUUUCGAUAUACUGCCAUCAGCAAAAAUUAAAACAUGAACGGGAAAUGACAGAUUAGGAUGCCUGUUCCGCAUAAUUAUAUGGAAGUGCAACUUCAUACAGCUUUGCGACUUUGCCAAUUGUUCAUUUUCUACGUAAUAUUGUGUUAUAAAUGCAACAAUGUGCAACGAUUACAAAUGGGGACAGAGAUCCUUGGUGUGUUUUCAAAAAUAUGAGUGCUUAAAAAUUUAGAAAGUUAAAGCAUAAUCCAACAAGGUCAGAAGCAUGUUUAAUGCCACAAGCAUGAAGAUUCUCAUGAUAGCUGAAUGAUUCCAGCACCCAAGUUCCCACUAGUAAAUUUUGUAAGAAACUCUGCACCUUCUGACCUACUACAAAGUGACUGGUUGGGGCAAAGAAUGCCAUCACAAUGAUUACACUGUGCCGGUAGCGUGUUCAUAAAACUGUAGAUAAAAGGAGCUGUUCGUCACACAUAACAGUUGUGUACUGUUUGGGAUCACAAGAGGAUUUGACCAUUGAAUGUAUUACCUACAGCUUCUGUGUUCACUUGCUUCUAUUCUGGAGCAGAGUCGUCAUAGCGCUUGCAUUGAGCUCUGAAAAUAUCCUUCUAAGAGCAAAAGAAAGCUAAAAGAUGCAAUAGCUUUUUAUAUACAUAUGUUCUGAUUACCAACUUGUAGGUUAGGAACUUCAAAAACCCAUUUUUUGUUCCAAUACCAAAAUAAGAAGCUGUAGAUGCUGUAUGUGGUGGAAGUAAUCACGUCCUCAUAUUUCUUGUCGUAAAAAAAGUUAUCUUUGUCUAAACACAAAUCUAUAACUAGGAAUAUGAUUAAUGCACUUUCAUACAAUUCUGCAUGCAUCCGACUUUAUAUCUAGAAUGAAUAUUUUAUGUAAUAAGUUUUUGAGUUAACUUUGCAAAGUAUUGAGGGCAAUGUGCAUUAUAAUGUUUAAGAGGUCUCACUAGGAUGUUAUCAGCAGCAACACUGGAAUAUAGAGCAUUUGCAUAUAGAUACUUAUAUUCAUUGUUACACUUGAACGUUUAGUAAAAGCCAAUGUACCAAUUUGCUCAGAAUAAAGGCAUCACAUUUUGUUUGUGCCCUCCUA